This is a messenger RNA of Acipenser ruthenus (sterlet), 3324 nucleotides long. Its product is annotated as thymus-specific serine protease. Gene Ontology annotation, molecular function: serine-type exopeptidase activity; dipeptidyl-peptidase activity. Gene Ontology annotation, biological process: proteolysis. NCBI's taxonomy places the organism in Eukaryota, Metazoa, Chordata, Actinopteri, Acipenseriformes, Acipenseridae. The coding region runs from base 250 to 1764 and encodes 504 amino acids. The record is from RefSeq and is a predicted model, not a curated record. The transcript has 12 exons. Gene Ontology annotation, cellular component: lysosome; endosome.
GUGUGGCUACACUGUGGCUCAAAACACUCGGGGCGAGUCACGGGAUCAUCGCAAGACCACAGCUCUGCACUUGACUGUGUCUGGAAGAGCGUGCUUUUUAAUUGUUUUAUGCAAUAUAUUCGAGCUUUUAAAUUUAAAUUUAUUUUUUUAUAUAUAAUAAGUCAUUUAUAUACGUUGACAUUAACAUCAAAUAAAUAACUACAUAACUAAAGGGUCCUGCUGUGGCCGUUCUGUCUGCGUUGAAGAGUCAUGAAGCCCGCGCUGCUCCGCUGCUGCUUCGCUUUAUUCGCUCUCAGCGGAUUUCUCAGUUUGGCAAGAAGUGGGAAGGUGUUCCGACAGAUCAAAGAGCAUGUGCGCUGGUCCCAGGAGCUGAGGGCUCACAAGCACUUGCAGCUGUACGAGGUUGGAGGGGGCCCCUGGCCGAAAGCAGAGACACUGAGGCAGCCCCUGGACCAUUUCAACAGGCAGAACAACGCCACCUUCCCCCAGCGGUUCUUUGUGAACGAUGGGUUCUGGCAUCCGCAGGGUCCAGUGUUCCUGUUUAUCGGGGGCGAAUCCUCCAUCUCAGAGUACUCCGUCCUGUCAGGUCACCAUGUGGAUAUGGCACAGCGCUACAGUGCCCUGGUGGUGGCGCUAGAGCACCGGUACUACGGUGCCAGCAUCAACCCGGACGGGCUGAGCCUGGAGAACAUCCGAUUCUUGUCCAGCCAGCAGGCGCUCGCAGACCUGUCAUCCUUCCACCUCUACAUCACUCGGCGCUUCAAUCUGACUCGUAACAACACCUGGCUGUGCUUCGGCGGCUCCUACCCCGGCUCACUCUCUGCCUGGUUCAGACUCAAGUUUCCUCACCUGGUCUUCGCUGCAGUUGCCUCCUCCGCGCCAGUCCGAGCCCAACUGGACUUCACAGGUUACAACAAGGUCGUUGCGGAGAGUCUCUCCAAUCCCGUGGUCGGAGGCUCUGAGAAGUGCCGACAGGCGGUGUCUGCUGGGUUCCGCGCCGUAGACGCAAAGCUGAAGGCAGGGAACCUGUCCGAGCUGCAGAAGGACUUCCUGAGCUGCGGGUCUCUGGUCCUGCCGGAGGAUCAGAGCGAGCUGGUCUCGAACCUGGCUGACAUCUUCAUGGGCACGGUGCAGUACAACCACGAGGGCGCAGGAUAUGACAUCGCCGCCGUCUGUGACAUCAUGGUCGGGGGCGGCGAGGGGGAGUCCAGCUACACGAGACUCACACACGUGCUCAAGGAUUACCUGGCCCGCAUGGCGCUGUCCUGUCUUGACUGCUCGUUUCAGAAGAGCCUGUUGGAGCUGCAGAGCACUCGGCUCGACCCGGUGGGGGUGGGGGAGCGGCAGUGGGUCUACCAGACCUGCACAGAGUUUGGAUACUAUCAGACCUGUGAGGACCCCCUCUGCCCCUUCUCCUCCCUCCUCUCUCUGAGCUCCCAGCUCCAGCUCUGCUCCCAGGUGUUUGGGAUCUCCUCGGCUAGCGUGGGCCCUGCAGUGACGUUCACCAACGAGUUCUACGGGGCAGACCACCCCAAAUCCAGCAGGAUCCUGUUCGUCAACGGUGAUAUUGACCCCUGGCACGCGCUGGGAGUGCUGAAGGAUCGCUCUCAUUCGGAGCGAGCCAUUCUCAUCAACGGCACAGCCCACUGUGCGGACAUGAACCCCACCCAGCCCCAGGACCCCCCCCCGCUCACACUGGCCCGCCAGCAAAUCGACAAGCAGGUUGGUGAUUGGCUGGAAGCAGCUCGGAAGGAGUUUUCUUAACGUUCAUCGACCAAUGAGGUCCCGGUAUUCCAAACCUUCGCCUGAGCGUUUUUGUUGUGUCUAUUUACCCCCCGCCACCCCCACCCCCCACCCCACCCCCCACCCCACCCACUGUGACUUAAAAUCUCAUUAAAAUACAUAAAUAAACACAGUUACAAAAAUGAAUACAGAAUCUAAAAUUGGCAAACAAAAAACCAGAAGGGACGAUUCUCAUGCAAAGACCAUUCAACUCGAGUCAGGAGAGGAAGAGGAGGAGGAGAAUUCUGUUUUUCUUACUAUGAAUUCCCAUCGUUCCUCAUUUCUGCAAGUAUUUCCCCACUGUCUUCUCAUUUUUUUUUUCAUUAUUAUCGGAGGACGUCAUACGAUAAAACAAAGAAUGUCUAAGUAAUUGAGGCUGCGGAGAAUUAAUUCGCUGUGUAGCCUUCAUCCUAAUGCAUACAAUUCCGUAAAAAAAUAAAUAAAUUAUCCGGUUUUGUUUUGAUACUGAAAAUGCGAUUGAAACAUGAGAGGUCACCUUUUAUUAACCAGCUGCCGAUUUUUAUUCAUUUCAUACAUAAUAUUUUUUUUUUUGCAUGUUUCAUUCGCAUUCAGUAGGUUUAGGCACCUAAUUCUUUAUUUUUUCCUUCCAGUACAAGAACCUUAACAAAAAAUAACAUAAAGACGCGCUGUCAUUGCAGGGCGUGGAGCUCCUGACACACCCUGUAGUUCACACUUUCUCUCACCAGAGGGCACUGUUGUACCACGAGCCGCUCUGUUUGUGAAUACAAUGUUUUUUUAAUGCCAUGUGCUGAAUUGCUGUGCAGGACUUAAAGGGAACGGGCCAUCUUAAUAAAACUAACGGGACGUCUUUUUAAAAGGACCGUUGAGCCCCAGCGUGUCUGAACAAUCGGCCCCCAGUACAGCACAGCCCUGCUAGAUAGCUCAGCCCUGCUGGACAGCUCAGCCCUGCUGGACAGCACAGCCCUGCUGGACAGCUCAGCCCUGCUGGACAGCUCAGCCCUGCUGGACAGCACAGCCCUGCUGGACAGCUCAGCCCUGCUGGACAGCUCAGCCCUGCUGGACAGCUCAGCCCUGCUGGACAGCUCAGCCCCUUGUCAGAGAAUGCACCAACCAGUCCAGGGCUCUGUGUUAAAUAUUUUAGGAGGUUAUUUGAAUUGGGGGGGGGGGGGGGCUGUGCUUUGAUCAAACCAACGCUCCCCCGAUUUCCGGGUUUUUCUACCAGCUUGGUUAGCUAACAAGCUCACGUGUGUCUUAUUAAUAAACUCGCAGUGAAACCAGGAAUGGAUCAGCAGGAGUCUGAUUCCCACCCCUGUGUUUUUGAACAAAUUGAAAUUCUGAAUUCUCUUCCAACUACUUCUAAAAUUGUCGGAGCUGUGUGUGUGAUUUUUUAAUUAUUAUUAAAACGCCCGGUUGUUUUAAUAUCGUGAAAUGUUCUUUCUAAUUAUGAACACACUGUAAUUCAGUGAAAUAUAUGAAAUGCUUUAAUUAAAGUUUUGGGAUUUUGAUUUUUGUAUGAACAGAAAUGGUGAUGAUGAUAAUAAACUGCUAUUCUUCCUGAAA